UUUUCGAACGAUAGUCUCCAGGAUGAAACAAUUGAUAGAAACUUUUAUCAAGAGAGUUCAUUAUCUGCAGUCGAGACUGUUUAUGAAGUUGAAUAUCUCAAUGUAAUUCCUGGAAAUACGAAAAUGGAAAAUUUUACCAUCAUUGAAUCGUGUGAUAACAACGAUUCCAAUGAUCCUGACGAUCUAACUCAAGAAUGCCAAUUUACAGAUCUCGAAACUUUAUCAGAAAGCAUGCAACAGGAUUCCGAAGCUUCCGAUAUCAUUAAAGAAAACAUUGAUGAACAAAAGCUAGCAAAUCAAUCGCAAGUGCCCAGUAGCAAUAAAAAUCGGAAGCGACAUGUGAAAAAUCAACAAAAUAAUGAAGAGCAAUGCGCCGUUUGUGGCAAGUUAGUCAAGACGAAGAUGAAACAUCAUAUGCUACGGCACUCUGCUCCGGAGGGACGUCCCUUUCGAUGUGAGCAAUGCGACAAAGCCUAUUCAUUCAAGCGUAGUCUAGCGGAUCAUGUAAGACAGGUCCAUAAAAAAAUUCGCCAUCGAUGUGAAGUGUGCGAGAAAGAAUUCGUUAGUCGGGAUGUUCUGCGAGUACACAAAAAAUUGCAUUUGAAUGAAACUUACCGUUGCGAUAUCUGCCGGCAAGCAUUCCAACAGCUUAUGUAUCUUCGUAAGCAUAUGGCAAUGCACGAGGGGAAACGAUUCGGCUGUAACAUCUGUGGAAAGAGUUUUCGAUUCAAGCAGCUUAUGAAACAGCACAUGCGAGUUCACACGGGAGAGAAACCGUUCCAAUGCAACCUGUGCAGUAAAAAAUUUCGAACAUCUAGCCAUCUCAAACAGCAUCACAGAACGCACACGCAGGCCAAAGUAUUCCAGUGUAAACGAUGUUCCGAUGUAGCGUAUGCCUGUAAAAAAUCGUUGGAUAGACACAUUGCACUGGAGCAUCCCGGAUUGUAAAAAGUAUUCUGUCUGCAAAAGAAUUAUGAAAACUUGCUGCGUUAGAGUGCCUGUAAGAAGAGUGACGACAUAUUAUCCGUAAUGUUGGCAACGACUUAUUUAAUUUAACAUAUAUUGUAGCCGUCUGUAAUGCAUAUAACCCUAUUUAUUUUACAAAAAUAUGCUAAUUUUUACCGGACGAUCAGUUAUACGUUACAAUGACCAUACAUCCAGUUCGUGCUCGCAUCUCACACGACGCAGUCGAAAAUCAUUUACGGUAGAAACAAAGACAAUACAGAGCAGUGAUCAAUAGAGUGUACGGAAUGGUCAAAUACGAUUUAACAAAGCGGGAAUCUUGGCAUACAAGACCAAAUUUAAUUUGUAUAGAAAUUGAAAUCUUACUUAAAGAACGAAUGCAUCUAGACGCUAAUAAAGUAACUGAGAUUCAAUUCAACAAGGCGUCUAACUGUGUGUACAUUAUGUUUAAACGUGAAAGCGAUGCAAUUGCAUUCGCUUCGGUUAACAACGAGGUGCACAGUGUUGAGUGUGAUAACAUUGAAUACAAAAUCCCUGUGCACAUGGUGGACAAUGCCAUAGAAGUACGCGUGCAUGACCUCCCCCCGCAGGUCACCGAUCAGUACGUUCGGGAGAAUAUGUCGCGGUACGGUGCAAUCCUUUCCAUCGAAAGGGAAGUAUGGCGGAAUUUUUUUCCCCGGUAUCCGGAAUGGCGUGCGAGUGGUACGUAUGCAUCUACGUAAGGCAAUUCCAUCUUACAUAAUUUGUGGUCAAGGUGGGACACAUGCGUGUAAAACGAUUACCUAUGAAAAUCAGCUGGUUGGAUGCCAGUUUUGUAAACAACCUGCACACUACGGUAAACCUUCCACCGAAACUGCGAAAAGGACAUCUUCAACCAAAGACAAGAUCAACCGUUCAACAAUGGAAACUAGUGAGCGCAGUACUCCUGUUUCACCAUCAAACCAACCAGCAACUGCAACCAAUGUACAACAAGGCGCAUCUACAGUAACUAGCAACGAGCUCAAGACUGCGAACAUCAAGGAAAACGAAAAAAAGACGGAAAUCAACAACAAAACCACAGAUGCGGCAAUAGAUGACGAGACGAGUCACGAACAAAGUGCCCCUCAACCCACGCAGGAGGGUAAUGGAAGCUCCUCUCCUCCUAGAAAAAGAGUGACAACGAGAUCCACUUCAAAAAAUACAUUAUUUAAAAAAUCGCCUAAUUUGGCCACGUAAAGCUUGUACGCAAAUAGGCCUGAAUAAAAACAAUAAAUAAUGACCAUA
This is a messenger RNA of Malaya genurostris, 2226 nucleotides long. RefSeq names its product zinc finger protein 83-like. Gene Ontology annotation, biological process: regulation of transcription by RNA polymerase II. Gene Ontology annotation, molecular function: RNA polymerase II cis-regulatory region sequence-specific DNA binding; DNA-binding transcription factor activity. The record is from RefSeq and is a predicted model, not a curated record. Bases 124 to 948 code for a protein of 274 amino acids. The transcript has 2 exons. Lineage: Eukaryota; Metazoa; Arthropoda; Insecta; Diptera; Culicidae.